AUGGCUGUCUAUCCCAUCAUGGUCUCAGCGGUUGAACCUCCACCUCUCCCUCAGCAGAGCACACAUAUGGCAGCAUCGACAGAACAAGCCACUGAAGGUCUGAGAUCGGUCAAUCUGUCAGCCGAGACAGCCCAACGAGUUCCUCGUGGCGCAUCUGUCACCCUUACAGUACCUCUGGACGAGACACGCCAACCGCGGGCUCUGGGAACUGGGCUAGGGGGAAUACCUGCCUCUCGGCAAGUGCACACUACAUAUGGUCGGAGCGAGCCGAUUCGCCGCGACAGUCUUAAACGUCGUGAGGCACUCCUCAAGGGGAAAGAAGGUAGCCGUCAGCGACGCAGGUGGGAGAAUGAUCGUCUAAUGAACAACCCUUGGGCUCAGCCGCCUCUUCCAAGUGACUGGGAAGUCCAACCAACCUAUCCUAGGCAUGCAGUGCCGUACUAUUUGGCGCCGUUGUGGGACGCAGAGGCCUUCGAGAAACGCAUCGAAAGAAAGAUGAGAGGGAGAAAACAGGGACGAAGAGCUGGCAUUGGUCCAGUUGAGGAAGCUGCCUCAAAUGUACCCAAGGAGGUUCGUGCCAAGCUCAAGCACGCCCGAGCUGCCAAGGGCCUCUUACAAGACUUGGAAGAAGAGGUCAGAAUCUUCUUGCAGAAAUGGAACGAGAAGGAAACAAGGUCGCUCGAAGAUGGUUUACAUGAUGUGGACUCAGAAGAGGAGGAAAUUGUCUUCAUUGGACGAAAUGGCCAAAUGCAUGAUUGUCCAACCCGAGACAAAGCUUUCAAGGACCUUCAUCGAGACAAGUUGGUGUUCGAUGGGUUGGCAGAUGAUCGUGGAGCCAGCUUUGGUCGUUGGCUUGUGCAUUCCAUUGCAACUUACUAUGGCCUUCGAACUUGGUCAAUAACCGUGGGUGAUCCUGCUAGACGUGAGGCAUAUGUUGGCCUGGGCGACCAAAGAUUUGCCUCCCACUCGGACACAAUGCUCGAGUUGCCCAGGCCCUUAUGGGGUAUGGUCUAA
Molecule: messenger RNA, 1014 nt
Organism: Endocarpon pusillum Z07020
Lineage: Eukaryota; Fungi; Ascomycota; Eurotiomycetes; Verrucariales; Verrucariaceae
Exons: 3
Coding region: 1-1014 (337 amino acids)
Molecular function (GO): nucleic acid binding
Source: RefSeq, a predicted model, not a curated record